Tribolium castaneum (red flour beetle) is the source of this 1812-nucleotide messenger RNA. Its product is annotated as BTB/POZ domain-containing protein 6. The transcript is spliced from 8 exons. Gene Ontology annotation, molecular function: protein binding. Bases 204 to 1733 code for a protein of 509 amino acids. NCBI's taxonomy places the organism in Eukaryota, Metazoa, Arthropoda, Insecta, Coleoptera, Tenebrionidae. Gene Ontology annotation, cellular component: cytosol. The record is from RefSeq and is a predicted model, not a curated record. Gene Ontology annotation, biological process: neurogenesis.
ACAGUUGAAUACAGCGAGAGUAAAAGUCCCCAAACGCAGUGUUUGCCAUGAAAGGUCAAAGAAACAACAAAAAAUUAACAACAAUCGUUUUGCUGGUAUUAAAAAUAUCCAAAUAAUUAAUUGUUGAAUUAAGCCGCCGUGUAUAUUGUUAUAAACAGGUUGAACGAUUGUGACUGCAUUGAGUGGGAAGUCAAGCAUCAAAGAUGAGUGCCCCUCCGCCACCGCCUUGCGACUGGCAAACCACCCGAAAACUGGUGAAAGAAAGAGGGCAGUACCUCCUUGAAACCGGGAUGUGGAGCGACUGCAGAUUUAUUGUGGGCACAGACCCCAAUCAGCAGGUCCUGGAAGGACACAAGCUUUUUUUAGCCAUGUCUAGUCCAGUUUUCGAAGCUAUGUUUUUUGGGGGGAUGGCUGAGAAAGACCCAAUUGCAAUACUCGACGUACAACCUGACGCAUUUAAAGCUUUAUUAGAGUACAUCUACACCGAUAAAAUCAAUUUAACGUCUUUUGACCAAGCUUGCGAGCUGUGCUAUGGCGCUAAAAAGUACAUGUUGCCCCACCUAGUGGAAGAGUGCACCAAGUAUUUGUGGUCGGAUUUGUACCCAAAGAACGCCUGUCGCGCCUACGAAUUCGCCAAGUUGUUUGAGGAGCCGAUUUUGAUGGAAAAAUGCAUGCUUAUAAUCUGCAAUCAGACGCAAGAAGUUCUCUCAGAGAGCAGCUUUGACGAUGUUGAGCUUAGCACAAUCCUUACAGUUUUCGACCAAGACGAACUAAACAUCAGCUCAGAACUAGAACUGUUUUCUGCCAUUUCUCGUUACGCAGCAAGGCACAAUCAAAGUUCAGGGAACCCGUCUAGUGAGGGCAGUAAUGGCAAUCAUCCCACAAUAAGGGAUGCCAUUAUGAAGAUCAGGUUCCUCACUUUGACACCACAACAGUUUGCUGAAGUCCCAGCGAGUUGUAAUCUCCUAACAGAGUCGGAAAAAUUCGCGAUUCUGAUGAAUAUUUGCUCACCCAGCGCCACCACGCCGAUGCCUCCAGGGUUCUCAACGUCUAGGAUCGCCAGGAGGAGGAAACAAAGCAUCAGGAAUGAGUGCAUAUUUAUGGGUGGAGCUUCCUCGAUGGAUACAUCUCGGACUUCGAUGAUUAAAUUUAGUUUAUCAGCCAACGAGGGCGGCAAUGAAUCCCCAAAAAAACUCUAUUGUUGCCGUCAAUUACUGCGAAUAACAGAAUGCAUGAAUACAAGCGUUCUCGAUUGCGCAGUUACAUUUACUUGCGACCGAAAUGUUUGUGUGUAUGGAAUUCAGGUGCCCACACAAAUACCGGUGGAGGACGACCGCCAGCAGUCGUACUCCUAUCCGGAGCUGCUCUACGCCCAUCUGCUGGAUGCCGACGGAAGUCGCCUGACUUACACGCACUUCACCACGAGGGUGGCUUUCAGGUCUCUGAUUGAAAUCUCCUUCAACAGACCCGUUUACAUACAGCGGAAUAAGGUGUACAAAGUUGGAGUGGUUUUGAAUAAAAUUGGGCGAUAUCCUAUUGGCACAUAUCCAAGUCAGUCCACUUGCAAUGGAGUCGUUUUUACUUUUAGCCAAGGCCAGAGUGGCGACUCCGUCAGAGAUGGGCUAGUGCGUUCAAUAAUUUUCUCAAUACCCUCGUCGAAUCACAACAGUAUUAAUAACCCGGGAAUAUCUGGUAUACCCGGUGACCAUAACAAAAUGUCCAACAUCAUCUAAUGCCCAUGACUCGAUUCUAGAUGUAUUUGUGUAUUAAAUGUAUGUUUAUUUUUAAAUGAAAUAAAUAAAUGGUGAUUCA